Messenger RNA from Rotaria sp. Silwood2, 7284 nucleotides. The record is from the annotation of a GenBank genome assembly. Lineage: Eukaryota; Metazoa; Rotifera; Eurotatoria; Philodinida; Philodinidae.
AUGGAGCAACAUGACAACAGAUUUACUGGUGAAUUCAUUUCAUCAAUUAUUCUGGCACAUAUUGACAUUUAUAAUGAAAUUCAUUUAAACAAACAAUUCAAUAAUGGUACAAUUGAUAGUUCAAUUUCAUUUGAGUUUCAUCCAAAUACAUUCAAACAAUUAUUUUAUAUUCUCGAACAGUUGACAAUGAUAAUAGCACAAAACUCAAAUCCAGCUCUUAUUCAUAUUCUAACUGUAUGCGUAAGAUUAUUUAAAACGCAUUUACAAUUUCUUUGUACUAUGAAAUCAAAUAUUGGUAGAGAAUUAUUGAUGAAACUUGAUGAUGAAAUAAGAAAAACUGCUCAAGACUCUCCCAUUGAAAAUAUGGAUAAUAUUGAUGUAAGAACAUUUGCAAGCGACGAUGAAUUAAGAAAAUGGUUUGAUUUAUUAUUGAAAUUAGCUUGUAAUGAUGAUGACAUAGUGGAACUGACAAUACUUUAUAGAGAAGCGUCGAAAGCUUUGAUUUAUGUUAUGGAUUUAAAGACAAAAUCAUUUACAGAAAAACUAUCAUUUAUUCAUAAAUAUAUUAUUGAAAAUAAAUAUCAUUCAUUAGUCGAACAACUAUUCAUCGAACUAAAUAAAACGGUCACAUUAUUAUAUUGGAUCGAAAUCUUAUGUGGCAAUAACAAAUCUGAAAAAACCAAAGCAUUGACAAUAUUGUAUUCAUUCGUCGAUAUUUGUUUGAGUCCAACGAACGAUUUAAGCGAAGAACAAAAACAACAAAUUAAACAAGUAUUAUCUCUAUUCCAACAAUUUUUUCUAGUCCGCUUAGUGCCACAAUCCAAAAUGAAAAGUAUUCAAUGUGAAGCGGCGGAUAAUAAUGAAAUAGAUGAACUGGAAACAUCAAUUGGUACUACUUCUGCAUCAGUUUUCGCUCAAUAUAUCUCAUAUAUAUUUAGAAAUUAUGUGAAUAAAAUGGAGAAAACAGAUGAUUUAAUCAAUCAAAUUUUUGUUGGUUUGUAUUUAAUGACACAAACAGAGAUCUUUAGUUUCGCCACUGUUCAACCAAUGUUCACGGCUAUCUUGCCAUUACUAGCAGAGCAUUUACUACAGUGCAUAAAUAGUGAAGAAUGCAUUAUGCAUUGUCUUUAUUCGCUAAUUGGGAAAAUGAGUUAUGUGAUGAUUGCUGGUCCACAACAAACUUCAUUGGAAAUGAAACACUUCGACCAAUUGAAAUCGUUUCUGUUUGCUGGUGGAUGUGAAAAAACAACAAUCGAAUAUAAUAAAUAUUUAUUGAAUUUAUAUAAGUGUGAUCUCGCCAUUUAUAGUAAGUUUCAAUUAUCGUAUGCAAAUCAACAGUCAUCAUCAGAUCAUGAUUUUUUAAUGUCAGUAUAUAAUAACAUUGAUCAAGGUGCACAAUUAAUAUCGAAAAUGAAAACUUAUAUCAAAAAUCGAGAUCAUUUACUUCAAUCAAUUGUACAACAAGCGAAUGAUGCAUGUGCAGCUCUAUUCGCUGUCUACAUUAAACACUAUCGUCGAAUUAAUAUUGCUAAAUCGGAACUAUCUCGAACAGAUGAUAAAAGAUCUCAUAACAAACUUUUAUCACUUUAUAAAUAUGCAAGUUAUGUUCAAACAUUAUUUGUCACAACGAAAGCACAAGGUGGUGAUUGCAAUGAACUACACAAACAAAUCAAAAUGAAAACAUUAUUUUUAUUAUCAACCGUUAAAGAAAAUAAUUUGAUUCCCAUAAUUCAAGAUGAUUUAUCGGAACUAACGACAAGCACAAAACUCAUGACAACUGUACCACAAGAAAGAACAGGAUUUGUGUUACAGCGACAACGUUCACGGAGGACAAAAGCAAAGCAUUUAUUUACAAUACUACGACAUACACUGCAUGCUUGUAUUCAAUUUAAAAGAUUAAUGCUAGCCAAAAGACAAGCUAUUAAACAAAAUCAAGAAAAUGAGAGUAUUUUAAAUAAAGAAAUCAGUAAGUUUGUUUGUAGUGAUCUUCACAAAGAGAUUACAUCAAUAGAAAAUGAAGAAACAAAAUCGGAAUCCGAUGAACUCUCUCAAUGCAUUGUACAACAGCAUGAACGUGCAAUGACUCGACUGGUUGCAUAUCGAUUCAUUCAUACAUUUAUACAAAAAGCAUUAAAAAUUGAAGAAGAAAAAAAACGAACUUUAAUGAUUCUAAUGGUAUAUUUACCUUAUCUGAAAAACUCAAAUGUUGAUUGGUUCUACUUAGAAAACAUUGAAGCAACAAACAAUGAAUUGAAAGAAGAAAUUCGAAAUAGUUAUUAUUCAAUGAUUAAAACUGUUCUAUCCUGUGUUUUACAAUCAAAAAUAUUUGAAUCAAAAAUAUUCGAACGAAAUAUGUUCAACUUACUAAAUCUAUCGUAUAAAUCGGUUGACAUUCGUCUUCUACAUCAUUAUCAAUUUAUUGAAAUAUUAUUCAAAACGUAUGUCAGUUUUGUAGAAGAAGCAAAUCGUACUGUUUCACUUCAUACGAAAUUAAUCGGAUACAAUUGGUUUCGACUUUAUGUAUUGAAAGUAUGUGAAAAUAUUCAAAUAGAUGAAUUGAAGGAAAAUUUUAACGGAGAAUUAGCACAACAACAACAAUUUAUCUUUAACACACUACUUUUAAACGAAUUGAAAGGAUUGAGACGACUGAAACAAACAUUAUUAAUUGAUGCAAAACACGACGAUAAUGUGAAUUCUGUUGAAUAUAGAAAUCAUUCUCUAAACAAUUCUUCUUUUGGAUGGUUCAUUCAUGUAACAACAAAAACAAAUAUAAUUAAAACAUCAAAGUUUUCAAAUAAUUUGUUAUCAUCGAAGUUUGAAAUUGAACUUUGUACAAACCAAUGGUUAACACUUUUACUGCGAUGUGUUCAUUUGUGUGAACAUGUUCGAUCUGUGUGUGGAACUGCUGAUUUCAUUGAAGAACUAUUAUAUAUUUAUCGAAAUAGUGAAAAUAGAGCGACGAUUUUACUUACAUUGAAAAUUUUACGCGACUUACUCCCAUUUUUACAGGAAACAACAAACACAAUGUCAUGUUCAAUGAUUAACAACCUAUUAAAUGAAGUUUUAUUUUCUAUCGGUGAUAGUUACACUUCACAAUCCAUCGCAUCAGAGACAGUCACUGAAUUAAUUUAUAUUUAUCGUACAAUAAUGUCUUAUAAGUCACCAUGGCAAAUGAUGGCAACGCAACUAAUUUUCGAUAGUAUCACAUCAAGUUUGAAUAAUAUCGAUGGAAAAUUACUCGAGACCAUUGACACAAAACAAUGGAACUAUUUACUAGCAUCAUUAUAUAUAUUAGGUGGAUACAUCCAACCGUAUGGCUUGGGUUCAGUCGUAAAAAUAUGUAAUAGUGAAGAAAGCAAUGAAUACGAAUUAGGUAUUAUCAUUGAUAUCGAUACGAAUGCUCGUGACCUAGAUACACCUGAUGCAUUGCCUUAUUUUGUUCAAUAUUUACAAGAAAAUAAAACUGAAUGGGUUACAAUCGAUAAACUAAAAGUUAAAGUAGAUGUUUCUCCACCUAAUCUACUCGUUUUAACAAAUACUAGUGAUUCAAAUGUAGCUAUCCAUUCACUUCUUGACGCAUUAGGAUAUAUCAUACAGAUUGGUGAUAUAUCAUCAAGUGAUUCUUUGCGUCUUUUACAACUUAAACGUUAUUCUAUUACUACUCUAUAUAGAAUCUUAAGUAACAAUCAAAUAAUCGAUAUUUUUAUGCAAAAACCAUAUGCUUCAUUUAUUGCCAAAUUAUCAACGACAGAUUCAUUUGGAGAAAAUGGUUUUCAACCAGCUGAUUUACGUUUGUUUAAUAGAUCACAUUUGGAACAAUACAGUUUCAGUUUAGAUAGGUAUGAACAAUUGGAAAAAAUAGUAGAGAAUAAUCAUAAUAAUGUUAGUGAUCGAAUUUCUCAAAAUACAACAACUGCAGAUAUUCAAGUUGAUUCUUCAUUUAGUAUUUACAAUAAGGUGGAUAUUAAAUCAGAUCAUUCAAUUGCUAAUACAUCAUCAACAAGUACAGUGAUAUAUCACGGAUGGAAACCAUAUGCAUCAAAAUUUGAAAUUGAUCUAUAUAAGAAGGGACGAAUUGGUAGCGAUGAAAUCUCAAUUGUUUCAUUUACACGCCAUGCAGCUGAAUCGGGUGUAAUUCAAGAAUGUGGUGAGACACAUCGAUUUAGAGGCCGAAUUUAUAUAAAUGAUUCUAACAGACACCAAAGCUUUCCUACAUUUGUUGUUGAAAAUUUAGAAUUGAGUAAAGGUAAUUGGUACUAUUGUAUUAAGUUGCCAUUUGCCGGUCUUGUCCAAAUCGGAUGGGCGACAACCGGAUUUAUACCGAAAUCUAAUGAAGGAUUGGGAAUAGGUGAUGAUAAAUAUUCAUGGUCUUUUGAUGGAUCACGCGGUACUUUGUACAAUAAUCAAGAAUUUCGGUUUUUGUCACAAAAUAUUCGUUGGAAACCAAACGAUGUUUGUGGUUGUGGAAUCGAAAUUAAUGGUGAAAAUACUCGAAUUAAAUAUUGGUUGAAUGGAAAAUUCUUGGGAACAGCAUUUGCACAUCAAUCAAAAAUUGAAUCGACAACAAUUAAAUGUAAUCUGUUACCAAAUGGACCGAGUACAACGUAUUAUCCCGGUAUUACUAUGCAAGCACGCUACGGUCAGGAAAGUUGCUGUGAAUUUAUAUUUAGUCCAGAAGAUAUGAUAGAGUGUCCAUUGCCCGAAGGUUACAAACCAAUCUUAAUGCCACAAUUAAUUCAUAAUAAUGAUUCUAUUGUUGCUUAUCCGUACAGUGCCUAUUUGGUUGGUGAUGAUGUUCAAGACUUUGUUUAUACAUCACGAAGUACAUCAUCAACAACCCUUCUACGUGAUUUUGUCAAUGAACAUCAUAUCGAAGCUGCAUUAACAAUCAGUGAUCAUCAAUUAAUAUUGACGAAAGAUAGUGAUGGCUUCCCAUUUUCGAUUGACAAUCCAACUGCAUCAUUAACGAUUAGUUUUCAUUUUCAAAUUUUAACACAAACUGAAAACAGUUCAAAUGACAAAUUUGACAUUCUACUAUUUACAUUACAAACAACCGAAGAACAUUCAGUACGAAUAUCAUUAAAUAAAAAGGAUCAAGAAAUAAGAGCUGUAAUUUUAAUUGAUUCAGAAGAACGAGAAAUUAAAAUCUAUAUAAAUAACAACAUUUGGCAAACAAUCAAUGAUGAAUUUUUCGAUAAGCAACCAAUAACGAAAUUCAAUUUUCAUUUUCUACCUAAUAUUGCUGCUGGAAUAAAAAAUUUUGCUGUUUGGAAAUACGCACUUUCAGAAGAAUAUAUUCGACGUGUAUUUGCUAGUGGUGUAUCUUAUGUAGCCCUUGAUUAUAAACAACGGAACGAAUAUCGAUUGCAAGCGAACACAUUUACAUUCACAAAAAAUCAAGAACAAUUUCAAAAUGAAUUUCUAGUUCCAUUCAAUGAAUCAUUUGAUGAGACUACAUGGAAACAAAAACAAAAACAAGCUGACAUGGAUGAAUCGAAAUAUUUUAAAACAAUAAAUGAAAUUGAUGAAUCAGUUGUACAAUUGUACGGAAAUAAAAGUUAUCUCGUUGUGAAAAAAUCAAUACAUCCAUGCUACGAUUAUACACUUAUUCUCGAUAUUUCAAUACCCAAUUUUGCAAAGAAUGGAGAACGAUUAACAUUAGUUAUGUUUAACUCACAAACGAAAAUAGUUAUAACGUCGUUCGGUAAAAUUUGUCUUUCUACGACAGAAGAAAAUAAGGAAACUGAAUCAACAUUAAAUUUAAAUCAAUUUCUACGUUUACUUAUUAGUGUAGAUAAUAACUUUGUCAAAAUCUAUGUAAAUGGAUUGUUAGCACUUGCUGUUGAGAUCCAAAAUAACUCAUUGGUUAUGAAUAUGAAUCAAAUUUAUUUGUUUAGAGAGGAUGAAUUGACGAAGAAUACAACCAAUGAUGAUACGCUUCGAAUUCAAUGCAAAUCAAUUACAUUUCUAAAUCGAUCAAUAGUAACGUUUUACUUAGAUGAAGCACUGAAAUCACCAAAAUAUUCACUGGAAACAUUAAUUGCACCACCAUUUUCAAUAAUCGCAUCAACUCUAAUCAAUAUUGGAUAUGAAGUCGAAUGGAUAAAAUCUGUUAUGAAACAACAUAAAACGACUAAUAUUCAAUUGAUUGAUACAAUUAUACGUGAACAUAAAGAAGAAUUUUUAAAGAUAGACGUUCAAAAGCGACGAAACCGUACUUUAAAUAUUUUGUCAAGAUUAGGUUCAUCGAUUGAUAAGGAAAAACUAGAAAACUUAAUUCAUACUUUAGAAAUUGAUACCAAUGAUCAAAUGGCAACUAUUGGUGAGCUCCUGUUAACUCUUUGGAAUGAUUUUCAAACAUCAAAACCUUUAAUUGUUGAAACAGAAAUUAAAGAUGAUACUAGCCUAGAUAAGAAGGAAAAUAUAUGGUUCCAUCAUGCAACAGAUGAAUUCGAUUUAAAUUAUAUUUUUGCUGAAUGGAUUCGGGAUAAAUCCAUAGCAACGCAAGAAACAGAUACUACUUAUCAACUAUUCGAUUUGAGUAAAUCGGAACAAGAACAAACAAUAACAGCAACAACAAUAUUUAAUAAACGAACAAACAUUAAAAAAUCUAUUCAAUAUUCACAUAAGAAUAUUUUACACAAACAAUACUUAGAUUCUCGUAUUGCUUGUGAACAUGGAUUAAUAUCGAUCUAUGCUCGUUACACAAUUUUGAAUAUGUUGAAAGUCUGGUCAAGUAAUAGUCCAUAUAUAUUUCAAUUGGAAAAAUUUGGUGAUUAUCCAUUCAUUAUAAAAUUAUUACGAUCGAUUGACUAUCAUUACACAUAUACAAGCAUAGGUUUAGAUGACAGUGUGGAUGCAAUAAGUUUUUUAGUAAAAUUGAUUCUCAAAAAUGAAAUAAAAUAUUUAGUUGAAAAUCCUAGUGCUAACAGUGAAGUUUUGUUAAACAAAGUACCCUUAAUUUACCAUUUACAAAAGGAUAUUAUUAUUGAAUCGAUUCAAUUUUUAUUGAAAAUCUCGUUAUUAAUAGACAAUUUCAAUGGCGAAAAAACAAUUAUUGAUGAACAAACAAAAAGAGAAGAAUCGAAUUUAAAUUUUAUUCUCAAAAUAGUAAAUGUUUUUGUUGAAUUAGUAGCUGAUAAAUCAACGAUGAAACAAGAUGAAAUCGAUGCACUUAUUCCAUUAUUAUUUCCCGAGCCGUUAAUCAGUGUGAUAUUCGAUCUAUUUCUAUUGCUUCCAACGCAUCAAUCGAAAAUUUUCAUUCUUCAUCUAUUUGUUACGUGA